CGGUUCGGAUUUAGGAUUCCGGAUUUUAUGUCCAUGCCUAGUUGGAACCAAAAAAAUCUUGUUAAUGGUGUCAAACCCGACUCUGGAAAUGCUCAAACACUUUGAACUGAAUUUGAAACACACAAUUUUGAAAAAUAAGUGUAUUAAAUAUUAAUUUUAAAACUUUAAUGGGCUUUUUAGGGUUUGAAAAUUUGAAUGCGAACAAGACCGCCAAUUUUAUCAUGUUCACACUGUCUAGUUCCAUCGAAACUCGUAACCCUAAUUUUCAAAAAAAUCCUCUUUCAUACUGUUUCUCCGUAGUUGAUAAAUCAACAUUUCUCCAAAUCCAGCUCAGGGUCAUUAUAAUAAUUCUCUUCCUCUCCCUCUUUCCUUAAGAAAAUCUCAGUAUAUUCCCCGGAGACAUCAUCAGUUUUAUCUGAUUAGGAUGGAUCCUUACACAGAAACUGGAUCAGUGAAUUUUGAUUCAUCCUUGUGGCCACAUGCUUCUAAGUCAUUACCAGAACUCUUAACAGAGAUAUGUCAGAAAGCCCAAAGAAUGCUCAAACUGGUGAAAGAUGGUCAACCUGAGUCAACGGAUAUUUUUCUUACCUUGUAUCAGUCUCUUGGUGAGUCUUACAACCAUAUGAACCAAGAGCUCCUCAACGGCUUCCUCAACUUUGGUUUUAAACCUUCAUCUUCAGACAAAAACAGUGUCUCAUUUGCGGAUUUGAGUUCCUUUGUAUCUCAUAGCUCUCCUUCUCUGGAGUUUGAUUUGGUGUCAGGACUCUCCUACUCAUCUCUUAAGCUGAAUGAUGAGGCUGAGAAGAAGGACCAGUCUGCAUAUAUGCUUGCUGAUUUCUUCAGUGACGAGCUUAGGACUGCACUGAGAGAUCUAGAAGAGAGAAACAGACUGGUGGGCGAGUUAGAGAGCAAGCUAUCUGAUUCAAGCAACAAAAUCAUGACUUUAGAACGAGAGCUCGAUGAGUGCCAUGAGCUUCUAGAGGUAUCAGAAGUCGAGGUUUCGAAGCUGAAUGAAAUGUUGAGUAAACGCAAGACCGAGAAAGCCGACGAUGGUGGUGCUGACUUGUUGUUAAAUACCCUGAGAGCAGAGCUGAGGUCAAGAGAUGUUCAGAUCGAGCAAAUGGAGGAGUAUUUGAACCAGGUGUGUGUCAAAGACACUGAGCUUCUGUCUGAUGAUGAGUCCGGAACCAACAAGAGUGUCGUGGAAGAAUUGAAAAGUAGAGUUGAAGAGCUGGAGAAUCAAGUGGAGAAGCAGAGUGAUGUGAUAUCAGAAAGAGAGGAAGAGAAACGGGAAGCUAUAAGAGAGCUCUGUUUCUCUCUUGAUCAUUACAAGAGCAGAUACACUGAACUUGUAAUAUCACUUUCAGGCAAUAACUAACAAGGUUUCUAUUAAUAUCUAAUCUCAUAAUAUAAAAGUCGCAUUUAGCU
Messenger RNA from Brassica napus (rape), 1428 nucleotides. RefSeq names its product protein NETWORKED 4B. The transcript has 3 exons. Lineage: Eukaryota; Viridiplantae; Streptophyta; Magnoliopsida; Brassicales; Brassicaceae. The coding region runs from base 425 to 1378 and encodes 317 amino acids. The record is from RefSeq and is a predicted model, not a curated record.